This is a messenger RNA of Nanorana parkeri, 2669 nucleotides long. It is a transcript of the gene ITPRID1, whose product is annotated as coiled-coil domain containing 129. Gene Ontology annotation, molecular function: signaling receptor binding. The coding region runs from base 1 to 2634 and encodes 877 amino acids. Lineage: Eukaryota; Metazoa; Chordata; Amphibia; Anura; Dicroglossidae. The record is from RefSeq and is a predicted model, not a curated record. The transcript has 10 exons.
AUGGAAACACCUCCUGCAGCCAAAUGGGAUGGAAAUGCAAAACAUGCUACAUUCAAUCCUCCUACAAGUGUCACGGAAGUGCUUAAACUGUGUGAGGCAGACCCAGCUGAACUUCUAAUAGAUCUGGGAUUUGGCAUUGAUGAACCAGACAUCUGUACGAAAAUUCCCACCCGCUUUAUCAUGGCACCUUCUGCAGCAAAAGGAAUUAACACCCGUGUCUUCUUAGAUGCCCAAAAACGAAGGAUGGAGAUUGAACACCCUAAUUUAUGUGGUCGAUUCCGUCAGCUGGAAGUUCUAGAGCAAGUAACAAGCGCAUUUUCAUCUUUGCUGAAAGAUGUUCACUUCAUUCAAAACGGUGAAAAUAAGAAUGUUAAAAAAUCUACACUAACUCAGGAAAAACGAAAGCGGAUACGACAGCUUCUUUGGAAAUUUUCCAGACAAGUGAAAAUAGUUGAUGAGAAUCCAGGCCCUUGUGUGGAUAGUGAUGAACUAACUGAGAACCAAGACCAACGUGAGCCAUUAAAAGAUACAGCAAAUGUAAACAUUUUCAGAAAGAGAAGGCACAGUACAGAUCAGGGAAAUGCAGAGGUUUUAUCAAAAGAACAACUUCCAACCACAGACAAUGCAAAUGUCAGUCCCUCAAGGCCUGAAGCCCAGCUAUGUUCACUGUCUGCACCUGUAAAACAAUACAGCCUUCCUGAAAUGUCUGCCAAAAUCAGAACAUUAAGAGGCUCUAAAGUCCUUUCUAAAACAUUCAGACAAGCAUCUACCCAAAACAGACUCCAACCACCAGAUUCAUUUGAAAUGGAAGAGGUGCAGAGUUUUGAAGAGGACUACCCCAAGGCACUUAUUCAGGACAGAAUUUCAGAUCUGACAAGAACAAGCAGUUGUCAGUCUGACAGCAGUGGUUUUCAAGAUGAUCCACUAGAACCUUUACCUUUAAAGAAUCUGCAUGGAAGUUCAGACAGCAUAGAUAGCCAGGUGACUCUACGCGAGAAAAGUAAUUCUUCUGACUUUCCAGAUAUCAGUGAAGAACAUGAUGUUCAUGACUUUACUGAGGAUGCUACAAUAACUUCUACAAGCUGCAGCAUUCAGACAGGCAAAGAUGCAUACAAAUCAUUAUCAAUGCACACUGAAAAUAGUGAUGACAUAUUUCAGAGUUUUGAAAGCCACAAUGACCAUGCUGACAAUAUGAAGGAAAUGGACAAGCAGAGAUCAAUAGCAGAAGAUAGCGAGAAUGAAAUAGAGGAAAUUACUAAUGGUGUAAAUUAUAUGGAUGGUGAACCAGAGGACCACAUGGAUCAAAGACAAACACUAACCCCGGUGUCCUCUGAAGUGGAAUACCCAGUUUAUGUCACACAUUACUUAAGUGACAUCAGGAAAAUUCAUACUGAAUUCUACAGUGAGACAAAUGAUGACCAAGACUAUUUUGGGGGACAUGUAAGUCAUCUUCAAGUUAAAAGUGAUAGUGAGAGUAAUUCAUUUGCAGAUGAUGAGUGUUCAGUGGUAUCAUCAAGUGCAAAAUGGACAUCCUCUCUAAUGAACGGUUCGCAAAGCUUCAGUUUUAAUGUACAGACUCCUCCUGGGUCUGUAGAUUACUCAGAUCAUGAGCUCCACCACUGCUACCAAGACAAAAAGAGUACAUUCCAAACAGAAAUAAACACAAAUAUUUAUAAGUCUGUAACCAUACAGAUGUCUUCAAACUUGCUGCAAGAUCCAGGCGAAUGCACCAGUAGGCAACACUCAGUGUACAACACAAACAAUAAUAAAAGUGAAGUGCACGCUUUAUUUACAUGUGUGGCUGAUAAAAAGGAUGCAUUCACUCAGACUGAAAUAGGAUGGUUGAAUGAAUGCUAUACUAACAAUCACUGUUUUCAUCAACAAAGCCGCUUUUCCACAGAGUCACUCUCAUUAGAUACAGGUCUGUUGGGUCACCAUCAUUCUUCACAUCCUGCAUUUAAUAUUUCCUGCUGUCAUUGCUGCCACUGUCAUCACUGCUGCGUAUCAAGAUGUCCAUCAAUGUGUAGACACAAUGUACCCAACAGGCCUAGUUCUUCUUGCAUCAAUAUAGAAAAGGAACUAUCAGACACACUGAGCUUAUUAAGGGGAUCACUAAUCAGUAUAUCUCUGAGUAAAAAAGAUGAUAUGGAAAACAUGAAAAAAGCAUGUCAGACGUAUCGAGAGAGGAUUUUAGAAAUCGAGCAACACUUGCUAGAGCAACAGGCUGGCUGCUUUAAUAUCCUCACAAGUGAAGAAAGGGAAAACAUUAGAAGACUGCAUUUGAUACGUCGAGAUGUUCUUAAAGAAGCAACAGAAUUGGAAUUUAAUUUGGAUGAAAGAGCGCGCCAUGUCAAAGAAGCCAUUUCAGUGCAACUUGAACAGGUUUUGGAAGAACAGUCAAGGCUAUAUUCUGAACUUGAGUUUUGUGACUUGGACCCAGAAAGCAGUGGUGAAGGACACAGUAGAAAUCUCUACAAAAGCCAAAGUGCUCCUUCUACUUCAACAUUGAAUGUUCCUGAAGAAGAUCCCAAAAUCAAGGCUAAUAUAAUAGAAGCAGGCUUGCCAUCACAGAAAAUAGACUUCAGCACUAUUCUACAGAAUAUCAAGAAAACCUUCAGAAGCUUCAACAACUGAAUAUGAAAAAGAAAAUCACAUAUUAAAUAGGCUUA